This is a messenger RNA of Mesocestoides corti, 468 nucleotides long. Lineage: Eukaryota; Metazoa; Platyhelminthes; Cestoda; Cyclophyllidea; Mesocestoididae. The record is from the annotation of a GenBank genome assembly.
AUGAACCGUGCUCACUCUCUCGCUGAUGAUGAAGUGAAUGAUUCUCUUGCCGUCCAGUCUUCAAGUAGACGUCGCCAUUCUAUAUUCACCGACAACGACUCCACUCUGCCCGUCCAAAGAGGUGUAAUCUGCUCUAUGCAUAUUCCGUCAAAAUCGAUUACAGGCACACCUAAGAGACUGGUUACAACGACACAACGUGAGCCUUCUGAAUUGUGGCGACCGGCUCUCCCAUACCGAUACACCCACACUCUUCUCGCUCGCCCAUUCGUCGAGGCGUUUUAUGACUCUGCCUCCGUGGCAGACGUAGCUGAUUGGUUGUCGCGUUCGAAAUCGUUGACUCCGCCACAGAGCGGUCACACAGACAAUAAUUUCGCAGUUAUUUUGCCUACAAGCACCCGCAAAACCGCUCUUCUCUUUGUACACGAGCUCACGUGCAUCCAGCGUCUGGUUUACUGGCACAUUGUCUGA